Messenger RNA from Callorhinchus milii (elephant shark), 2707 nucleotides. RefSeq names its product exonuclease 3'-5' domain containing 2 (gene exd2). Lineage: Eukaryota; Metazoa; Chordata; Chondrichthyes; Chimaeriformes; Callorhinchidae. Gene Ontology annotation, biological process: nucleobase-containing compound metabolic process. Gene Ontology annotation, molecular function: nucleic acid binding; 3'-5' exonuclease activity. Gene Ontology annotation, cellular component: nucleus; cytoplasm. The record is from RefSeq and is a predicted model, not a curated record. Bases 278 to 2128 code for a protein of 616 amino acids. The transcript is spliced from 9 exons.
GAGGAGUUGGAGAGGCCGACAAGCAGGGAGUUUGCAUAGUCAAGCCUUGGUGUAAUGAAAGCUUGUUUAAGGAUUUCGGCUGCCUAUGUAGUGACUGUGUGGCUUGCAGCUCAAUGACUGGACCUGAUGGCUGUUUGAGCCAGUAGCUGGUGUGAUCUAGAGAUGCUCCAGUCUUUGUAGCGAUGCUGUAUUGAAGAGGAAGCCACUCCUUUGACUUCACCAGUGGUUAAUGAGGAAUGUACAGAGAUACCUGCAGCUCCAGCCAGGCCACUGAACCAUGUCCAGACCGCAGGCCCUGGCGGUGAGUGCAGCCACACUGCUGGGCACCGCGGUGGGCUGCCUGUACCUAUGGAAGACCUUCACAAACACCAAGCAGAACAGUGGAGCCGAGCCAAAGGAUGUCGGCGGGAGCUCAGAGAGAGCCCCGCUCACCGAAGGCAAGCAAGAGCCCGAGCUGGGCCACAGCUCCCGACCACUGGAGGAGAGGCUGCUGGCAGCGAGGGUCUUUGUGGUCCAGUCAGAGGAGGAGUGGGAGGCAGCGUGGCACUUGGUGAAGACUGAGUUAGAGAAUUACCCGGUCCUUGGGCUGGACUGUGAGUGGAUUUCAGUCAGAGGAAAGCGGAACCCUGUGUCCUUGCUUCAGAUGGCCUCCUGCAGUGGCCUGUGUGUCCUUGUCCGCCUGCCCCAGGUAACCCGGUGCAGCUGCCCCCUGCCAAAGGCUUUGCUUGAGGUGCUGGGAGACAGCAGGGUUCUGAAGGUCGGCGUGGGGAUCCACGAGGACGGCUGUAAAUUGCUUCGAGAUUACUGCGCCACAGUCAGAGGCUGUGUGGACCUGAGAUACUUAGCCAUGCGGCAGAGGAAGACUGUAUUUUCCUGCUCUCCCAGCCUCAAGUCCCUGGCUCAGGAAGUCCUGCACAUCACACUUGACAAGUCUCUUCAUCUGCGCUGCAGCAACUGGGAGGCAGAGGCACUAGCCAUUGAGCAGAUAACCUACGCUGCGCAGGAUGCCCGUGUGUCAAUGGCUCUGUUCUUUCACCUGUUGGGAUUCAGCUCUCUACCAGCUGAGGGCAAUGGCCCCUGGGAAUCGGAGCCCAACUGGAAGCAGGUGCUGGCAAAGUGCCAGGGGCUUCUGGAUAUCCCGUUUAAGGGCAAAAUGGGAGGCAGCCGUGGGGAGUACAGGGCUGUAGAAACAAGCUCUCAGCAGCAAUGGAGGAGCAAGCCGAGCAUCGAUGGCUUCACUUUAACAGAUCAGAAGAGCAAGGAUCCCAGGAGAACCCAGCGCAAGCCUCUGGGUGUGGGAUAUUCUGCCAGGAAAUCUCCGUUAUACGACAACUGUUUCCUUCACGCUCCCGACGGCCAGCCUCUGUGCACAUGCGACAGGAAGAAGGCUCAGUGGUACAUAGACAAGGGCAUUGGGGAGCUGUUCAGUGAGGACCCGUUCAUAGUGAAGCUGAAGUUUGAGCCGUCAGGAAGACCCGAAUCUCAGGAGGAUUAUUACUUGACAGCGAAGGAAAACCUGUGUGUCGUGUGCGGCAAGACAGACUCCUACAUCAGGAAAAACAUUGUGCCCCACGAGUAUCGGAGGCAUUUCCCGGUGGAGAUGAAAGACCACAACUCUCACGACGUGCUUCUCCUCUGCACCACCUGCCACGCGACCUCCAACUGCCACGACAACCUCCUGAAGCAGACGCUGGCCAAGGAGUUCAACGCCCCAAUCGGGUGUGAGGAAGCCACACGGCUGCUCGAGGACCACGAUCGCAGGCAGGUCCGCUCCGGCGCCCGAGCCUUGCUCCACGCUGACAGCCUGCCCCAGGCCAGGAGAGAGGAGCUGCAGGGCAUCUUAAAGGCCUUUUACAAGACAGACACCCUGUCACAGGAGCUGCUGCAGGAAGCGGCCUUGCUGGAAACAAGGAUAUUCAAUGAGAGUUACAUGCCUCACGGGCUGAAGGUGAUGCAGGCCAUUGGGAGUGGUGGUCUCCGACCCCUGAUGUUACUGGAGAAACGCUGGCGACAACAUUUCCUGGACUGCAUGAUGCCCAAGUACCUGCCCCCGAUGUGGUCAGUGGUUCACAACCACAGUAAGCUGCUCCGUACACACGGGGAGCGCUUACACAUCCAGUUGACGUGAGCCUGUCGGGCAGGCAGGGCCUCUGUUACCGCUCCCGUUAACCGGACUAUUUUAGCACACAUCGUGUGGCAUGAGAACACGGCACCACAGACUCCCUGCGAGGCAGUGGGACUGUGUAUGUUGCUACCCGAUUCUUAUCGCCGUGUGUUAGUUUUUUAUUUGUAGAGGGCAGACAACUAACUGGUGGAGAGAAGAACUAAAUCGAUUUGAGGCUGGUGAAGUCACUGUAAAGUCUUAAACCCGUGCUCGUAGCAGAUUCCAGCCCUGACCAUUCCCCAAUUGUGCUCUACGUGGAUUGUAUCUAAUGUACCAUUAACGCUGUAACGGCUUUGAAAGAAUUGAUCUGUACUUAAGAUCACGAGACGCUGAAAUUCCUGCUCUUGGGUUAAUCCUUUAGAAGGAGAGUGACUGAAGGCAGCAGGGCUCCCCCUUUGCUGGAUUGCUAUCAGAUCGAAUGCUUUGGGAAUCUCGUCAUCUGAAAACUAAUUUACACAAUGAGUUGGGAGUCUUGGGUGUAAUUUUGAAAUGCUUUGAAUUUUUUAAAAACAAUAAAUGCUGGAAGACUCCUGCUACAAUUCA